Messenger RNA from Paramecium tetraurelia, 312 nucleotides. RefSeq lists its product as uncharacterized. The record is from RefSeq and is a predicted model, not a curated record. Lineage: Eukaryota; Ciliophora; Oligohymenophorea; Peniculida; Parameciidae. The transcript is spliced from 2 exons.
AUGCUUUCAGCACAAGCAUUUGCUUAUCCUGAACACUUUUUAAGGAAGAAUAACGUUUAUAAUAGUCGAAACAAGGAAGCCAUCACAAAAUCUUCUGCGAAUGUGCUUAAGGGUUAAGGUUUAAAUUACGAUAUUCCAAAGAAUUCAAAGUAGAAAAAAUUAGAGCAUAUCAAUAGAAAAACAAUAAAGGUCAUACAAUUCAGGGAGUGCAUCACUAAAAGAAACAUAGAAUAAAUAUUAGGGUAAUAUUAGUUCAGAAGGAUAUCAAUGGUUGAACAUUAAAGGUAGUUAGAAAUAUACUACAUAAGAUGA